UGCAGUUAUAUUUUUGUAGAAUGUUUCUUCUCUGUCUCUCUUAUUCAUAACCGUAAUAUAAAGCGAAAAGAAAGACAACGAAUCGAUUGAAAUUGAUGUUAACCUGAGUAAACGUCAAAAUACUGAAGAUCACCGGCAAUAUUAGUUAAAGAUUAUUUUUUAAUGAGAUUGUUAAAAUUGUUAGAUUUAAUAAGAUCGUUUUUAUAUUAUUUUUUUAAUAACAGCGUUGUUAACUGUACUAUAAAUGAUAUGUGAGUUCUGUUCAAGUCGGCGUUGUUACGUUUUACACUUAUAAAUUCUCAGUAAUCAAGUGCCAGUAUAUACUUUGAUAAAUACUGGAUUACUGAAAUUUAAAUUCAUUCUCUUAAGAGAGAAUAAUACUUAACAAAAAUUACUUCGAUCAAGAAAAUUAUUAGAAGGUUUUUGAUUAAAAAUCAUUUUAAAGUAGUAGUCUAUCGAUUUUUUUCACUUAUUUCGAUUACAUGAUUGUAGUUUCUUUCCAAUUUUGACAAUAAGAUGCUAAAUCAACAACAUAUGUUAUUGAGCACCAUAGAUUCUUACAUAGAGCCACUUCUGAAGCGUGUUUUACAAAACAAGAGAUUUGGUGUUUCUUGUGGUCUAGUAAAAUUGGAUUCAGUAUCGUCGAGUUGCGACAGGAGCAAAAAUGAUUGUUUCAAAUUAUCAAUUCCUUAUGCUGGAGAGCAUCUCACAUGGAAUGUAUUGUUUGAUUCCCAAUAUCCAGAAAUGGGUCCGGACUUCAUAUUCAAUGAUCAGAAUUUUUUAAUGGACCCGGAUAUUGAUAUUUUGUCUACUUGGGUACCUAGUCUUGUUAAAUGGAAUCCUAAUGAUACCGAUGCACUGCAUAAUGUACUAAAAGAAUUAUUAUUUUAUUACAAAGAACAUCAGAUACAAUUGCUUGGAAAACAGGGAGAUCGAUUGCAGCUUGAAUACAGCACACUUGUUGGUGAAACAGAAAUAUGUAAAGAAGAUAUAGAAGUAAUAAUGUUACCAUUAGGAACGAAACCUACAGAAGCAAGAUUUUUAAUUCGCAUAUCCAUGGAUUAUUCGCGGCUGCCUCCGCGUAUUAAUAAAUCACAAAAUGAUGAAGCUAUGCUUCUAAUCACAUUUUAUGGUCCAGAUUGGAAUCGUAUCUUGCCACAACUUCAUUUAUCCGAGACCUUGAAAAAUGCUUUCGGUGAAUCGGAAUCUUUGCAUAUUCCACCACUACCACCCAAUAAAUAUCUAAUGGAUUAUGUUCCUGAAGUGAUAAAAUUCAUAGAGGAAAAGAUAAACAAUGUAGUUCAGUGUUUUGAAAGCAGAAAAGAGUUUAUCGCAGUUCUAAUUGUAUUACAGCGCGGUAGUAUAUUGGAAUACGAUGCUAUAGAAUUCAAUUGGAUUUAUAUUUUAUUAGAGAAUCGUGAUUUUCAUUUUCUCGUACAUUUUAAUCUAUCGUCAACAUUCCCAAAAGAGAAACCACAAAUUACAUUGCAGUCGGUAUAUCAUAUGACGGCACAGGGUACUUUGUACAAAGAAAUAUUGGAUGAUGUACCAUAUAGUCCUAGAUGGUCAAUGAUGAUAAUGGUUAACAAGUUAUUGACGUAUAUAAUAGAAACUGCUGUUCAAAAGUUUCAAGCGAAUUCUAUCAGAAACAAUCGUUUUUAAUAAUUUAUUCU
Messenger RNA from Pogonomyrmex barbatus (red harvester ant), 1673 nucleotides. Its product is annotated as BRISC and BRCA1-A complex member 2. Gene Ontology annotation, biological process: double-strand break repair. Gene Ontology annotation, cellular component: BRISC complex; BRCA1-A complex. NCBI's taxonomy places the organism in Eukaryota, Metazoa, Arthropoda, Insecta, Hymenoptera, Formicidae. The record is from RefSeq and is a predicted model, not a curated record.